Molecule: messenger RNA, 5284 nt
Organism: Synchiropus splendidus (mandarinfish)
Lineage: Eukaryota; Metazoa; Chordata; Actinopteri; Syngnathiformes; Callionymidae
Product: sodium/potassium/calcium exchanger 2-like
Exons: 12
Coding region: 444-2381 (645 amino acids)
Biological process (GO): intracellular calcium ion homeostasis; long-term synaptic potentiation; long-term synaptic depression
Cellular component (GO): membrane
Molecular function (GO): calcium, potassium:sodium antiporter activity; calcium channel activity
Source: RefSeq, a predicted model, not a curated record
CGAAUCCACCUGCUCACAGACGGAACCAGCGGACCUUGCAGUGUCACCACGGCAACUCCUCCCUCCAGAUGCAGCAUCAUCAGCAUCACAGCCUGCAGGAGAGCAGCGCCGCCACCUGCCUCAAUAUUCCGCCCGCCUGCGCUCCGCGUCGGAAGUGAGUAUCCGGGGAGAGGACGGUGACCGCAGUGAGGAGACACGCAGCCCGGCUCCUCCUCCGCCGACACACCGGACAGCGGGCUCCCGGAACCGAACCUGCCGCGGUGGACGAUUUCUCGCCUUUUCUGAAGCCAAGACUAUGAAGACAUUAUUUGGGAAACCAGAUCCCGGAAAGAACCAGGAAUCGUCUCAUUCAUUUUGAAGCUGAAGGAACCAACAUGCAGAGUGCUCGAUCAAAUCUGGUCUUCUAACAGUGACUGAGCUUGAGGACCCUCUAGAGCUGAAAGAUGGGCUCACAACAACCCAGUCAAGAUGCGUCAGAACAUCGCCCCCUGGUGGGUGCCGCUCACAAGGCGCGGGGAUGCCGCUACCUGCGGAAAAAGCUGCGACCUGUCCGGAUCUUCGGGUUGGUCAUUAGCCUGGUAGCCAUAAGUGCUGUCUCCUUCAGUGCCUUCACCUGGAGGUCCAUGGUUCUUGGUGAGCCAGAGCUCCCUCAGGAAGGCCUCCUGCAGUCUGCCCCCCACAGGACUCUGCUCUUUAUACGGGACAAUGUUUCAGAUGACACACCUGUUGCCAUGAAGUCCACAGCUGAUAUGAACAGCAGCCAGGGGGAUUACCCCCGAGACCUCUUUGAUCUGGCGCAGAGACGCCAAGGUGCAGUGGUCCUUCACAUGUUUGGCAUGAUCUACAUGUUCAUUGCCUUAGCCAUCGUGUGCGACGAGUUCUUCGUCCCCGCACUCACUGUCAUUACAGAGAAGUUGACCAUCUCAGAUGAUGUUGCGGGCGCAACAUUCAUGGCGGCCGGUGGCUCGGCCCCAGAGCUCUUCACUUCCAUCAUCGGGGUCUUCAUCUCACACAGUAACGUAGGCAUCGGGACCAUCGUGGGCUCGGCCGUCUUCAACAUCUUGUUUGUCAUAGGGAUGUGUGCCAUCUUCUCUAAGGAGAUCCUCAACCUGACAUGGUGGCCUCUGUUCCGUGACGUAUCCUUCUACAUCCUGGAUCUGAUCCUCCUCAUCAUCUUCUUCCUAGAUAACUUCAUCUCUGUGUGGGAAAGUAUCACACUCCUGUCAGGAUACGCUGCUUAUGUCAUUUUCAUGAAGUUUAACAGCAAAGUGGAGGGCUUUGUUAAAGACUGCAUGAACAAGAACCAGGUGGUGGAGGUGGAAGUUCAGCCCAAGGAUGAGAAGAUAAGUCCUGUGACUCCGGACGAUGACGGAAAGUUGUCGACCAGGCCCCGGCUGCAGAGGGGUGGGAGUUCCGCCUCCCUUCACAACAGCCUGAUGAGGAACAGCAUCUUUCAGUUGAUGAUUCACACAUUGGACCCUUUAAGUGAAGAAUUUGCUGACUCUGAGCUUGGGACUUAUGGGAAACUAAAAUAUUAUCACUCAAUGACUGAGGAAGGUAAAUUCCGCGAGAAGGCGUCCAUCCUUCAUAAGAUCGCCAAGAAGAAAUGCCAGGUGGAGGACAGCGAGAAGGCCAACGGAGUAGCCAGCCGUUCAGACAAGAACCUUCCGAACAGCUCCAGCGUCGAGGUGGAGGUGACUCCGCCCAUGAAUGGAACAGCAGGGCAGGACGGCGAGGCGGCUGAAGACGAGGAGGAGGAGGACCAGCCUCUGAGCCUGUCCUGGCCCGAGUCCCAUCGCAAGCGCUUCACUUACCUCCUCAUCAUGCCCAUCGUCCUCCCACUCUGGCUUACCCUGCCUGAUGUCCGGAAACAGACGUCCAAGAAGUUCUUCCCCAUCACGUUCGUUGGCGCCAUCUGCUGGAUCGCAGGCUUCUCCUACCUGAUGGUGUGGUGGGCUCAUCAGGUUGGAGAGACCAUCGGGAUUACUGAGGAGAUUAUGGGUCUGACUAUAUUAGCAGCUGGAACCUCCAUCCCUGACCUCAUCACCAGUGUUAUUGUGGCACGGAAGGGGCUGGGAGACAUGGCUGUGUCCAGCUCAGUGGGCUCCAACAUCUUUGACAUCACUGUUGGACUGCCCUUCCCGUGGCUUCUGUGGUCUCUGUUUCGCGGUCUGAGACCAGUCCAAGUCAGCUCCAAUGGUCUCUUCUGUGCCAUCGUGCUCCUCUUCCUCAUGCUCCUCUUCGUCAUCAUCUCCAUUGCUGCCUGCAAGUGGCGCAUGAGCAAACUUUUGGGCUUCAUCAUGUUCCUGCUGUACUUUGUCUUCCUGGUAGUCAGCGUCAUGCUGGAGGACAAGGUCAUUUCAUGUCCAGUGUCUGUCUGAGGACCUUCCAGGACAGAGCGCCUCUCACCCCAUGACCAUCCUUCUCGUCCGACAUUGCUCUCGCCUGACCAUUCUGGCCCUUUUCCUUUACAACCAACCAGAAGAAAAAGAGGUCGCGGCUUCCUUCACGAUCUGGGAGUCAUGGAGAGUUCAGGAGGAGGAGGACGUUGUCUGGCAAAGUGGGGUUUGGUGGAUUUCCAGCUAGCUAGUGGUUGAAUUUAGCCAACUAGACAAACAUUAUGCAUUUCAGCAGUUUCAGGACCUGAAUUCGAGACCCCACAAACUAGUGGGAGCAUGUUGUAACUGUGAGUGAGUCCAGGCGGCUCCACUGAGAGACGUAGCAAACUGAACGACGAGGUAUGCCUUCCUCAUCUUUGCCACUUUGAACUGCCAGUGUUUGUCUCCCUUUCUCCCCCUCAUCCGAAUUUAACCCCCCACGAUGACCAUUUUCUUUAGGUUGUUGACACAUUGGACUGGAAGUAGCAUUAAACGCUCAGUAGCAGUUGAAUCCUCACAACAAUCGGAUCCCUAAGUUUCACCAACGACACACUUGUACAGAACGUUAGCCAAGAAAAACUCAACGUUUAGCUUCUGGAAACGUAUGUUAGCCUUCAUUAGCCUCUUAGCAGAAAUACGCAUGACAAAUUUAGGCUCAUGAACAUCAAAGAGAAACAUUUGAACAAUAAUCUUAAAAAGGCUGACCUAGAUUAGUCGAUAUGUGUGUUUGUCCACAAACUCCCGGGAUUCAUUAUUACUGCUGCAUGGAAACUCGGUAUGAAUACUCCAAAACACAUCAUGAACAAACGUCUCCGCCACGGCGUCCAAACUUUCGCUUGCUCGGUGUGUCGCUAGAAAACGUGUAGAAUUCAUUUGAGGCCAAAGGUGCUUUUGUGUGCAUGUGAACGUUCAAGGUCAUCACACAAUUGACUAUUAUUAGAGGUUCCUGUAUUUUACAAAUAUUUGCAAAAAAAUAGAUAAAAAUAAAACACUUUUUUUUGUUUGUUUUUUUACCAGAAGACAUAAUCGCAUUAAACAGCAAUAUAGCGUGUGUUGUAGAACCAGCUUCUCUCCCCUGAAGAAAAGUGCAUUUUGACCAAUGCAAUAUCCCGACAUUCCCUGGAUAAGCAUUCCCGUUAGACAGAAACCCUCACGUUACCUCAGCACAUUGUACAGAAGCUUCGUAGAAGUCGAUUGUAAAAUAGUAGUACAUACAUUAGAGCUAAAGCUACUGCAUGAAUGGGCUGGUUACCCACCAACUGUACAGCCAAACACACUAUCAGUAAUAAUAUUCCUUUUAAUAGCCUCCAUCACAAGAACGUAUUUGUAGACUUUGUCAACGAUUGAAGUCCAAGAGCGGCAGGAAAUACAAAAAGCGUCUGAGAAGUAUUAGACACAAAGACACCAAGCUCUCUGUACGUACACUCGGGACACAGGUUAAAAGAGCGCUGACAGUGUUGCCCGAAUUAAUACUCGUGCCACCAACAGUGUUUAGUUCAUUUAUGGCCUCUAAAGAAUCUGUUCUAGAUCUGCUUUCUCCGCUCCAUCAUCUGGAAACCCGUCUUGAUCUCUUGAACUGCACCCAUAGCUUAAAAUGCUCAGUCCCUGCAGGACUAAUAAUAACAUAGAAAGUGGUUUUAAGCAACAAAAUAUGACUGUUUCAGUGGUACCACAGUCGAAUAGAGAUAUUAGCAAUCUAUACAGGAGCAAAAACUACAGUCACAGCUUCCAUUUACAAACCUCACAAAUGAGCAAUGAGAUUGUCAUGUGAUAUUAAAUCACUAUACUGCAUGUCCCGCCUCUGCCCAAAGUAGCUGGGAUAGGCUCCAACCCCGUGGCCCCCAUAAGGGUUGAAGAUGAAUUAAUGAACUUUUCACAGAAAGAGAGUACUUAGGUGCACAACCUCAACAUCGCAAAUAUUGACAUGAGGACGGAACACGUGGGAGGCCAAACAGAAAAGAUGUUUCCAGGACGCUCAGUUUAGAAAACCAAACUGAAACUGCACUAAAAUACACCUAUUUAUCAUCUCUCAACUCUUAGCAGAUACAUCUGCUAUCAUCAAAUAAAAACUGGCUCAGAUAUGUCACGUCCAUUUAUAUAUUUUUUUAACAUAAACACUGUUCAUGUCGGGCGCCUGACACACCUGGUUAAGUACAGGGUUGAGGACAGGCGGUGCAUUCAUGGUCUUCAGCAUUGGUAGGAAAAAUGAGUUAUGAAUAACUUUACGGAACAUUACGGUAAUGUGCCACUGGGUGGUUACCACCAUUUGAGUCUAGUAUUAACCGAAUGACACGCAUUAACCAAACGACAAAGCCGGUUGGUGUACAAAAAGUAAAGUAGUAGUGGUUUGUUUACUAGAUUUGUAAACACCAGAAUCGCAGCAACUUCACAUUUUUUAAUGCUCACUUUAUGACUUUGUAUUAUCACAGCCAAUUCAAAGACAUAUAAAUAAUAAAUCAAUUGUCUGUUUUACUUCUUUCUCAUCGUGACAAAAUUGCGUUUAAAAUGCGUUUAAAGGGACAUCUAGCGGCUAGAGGUGGUAAUAACAUGGUCACCGUUAUAAAACUACUUUCCAACCACACGGUUGAUUUUGAACACACUUCAGACGCAACCCUGAUAGAGUAGCAAAGACUAUUUCAGAACCCCACCCAACACUGCAAAAGCCCCGAGUGAGUAUGCAUUCCUGUGGUGUCGAGAGAAUAUGACUAAUACAGGGUGGAAACCAACAACCGCUGAAGAGAUGCACUGUAAAUGUUUUAUUUUCUUGGUGUUCAUGUAUGACUUCAAAGUGUACAUAAUAUACAGACACAGAUGACCCAUAUAAUCUAUGAGUGUAUAAGAAAUAUCUAUGUAAAAAAAACAAAGUAUUUAAAGAAACAAAUAAAGACGAUAACUCAAACAUGGAA